This is a messenger RNA of Boleophthalmus pectinirostris (great blue-spotted mudskipper), 3457 nucleotides long. It is a transcript of the gene araf, whose product is annotated as A-Raf proto-oncogene, serine/threonine kinase. Gene Ontology annotation, molecular function: protein kinase activity; ATP binding. Gene Ontology annotation, cellular component: mitochondrion; cytosol. Lineage: Eukaryota; Metazoa; Chordata; Actinopteri; Gobiiformes; Gobiidae. Gene Ontology annotation, biological process: protein phosphorylation; signal transduction. The record is from RefSeq and is a predicted model, not a curated record.
GACAGAUUCGACUUCAGAUUGAGAGUAUUCAAGAUGGCUGACACAGCUUCGAGGUAAAGGGCCCUCUCUGAAUUUCCUCAUCUGUGUUGAGGCUGGUGUGUGAUAAGUGCUGCUGUCACCAUGUCCUCCACCUCCUCCUGCUACUCCUCCUCGGGGGAAACCAGCCCAGAGGAUGUGCCCCGCGGAGGGGGUACAAUUCGAGUCUACCUCCCCAACAAGCAGAGAACAGUGGUUAAUGUUCGUCAGGGGCAGACUGUGUACGAGAGUCUAGAUAAAGCCCUCAAAGUCAGAGGCCUGAGCCAAGGAUGCUGCGCUGUGUUCCGCCUGUUAGAAGGGCGGAAGAGGCUCACAGACUGGGACACAGACAUCACUCCUCUGGUCGGGGAGGAGCUCUUAGUCGAAGUCCUAGAUGAUAUUCCACUUUCAAUGCACAAUUUUGUACGUAAAACUUUUUUCAAGCUGGCUUUUUGUGAUUUUUGUCACAAGUUUCUUAACGGCUUCCGGUGUCAGACGUGUGGCUAUAAGUUUCAUCAGCACUGCAGUAGCAAGGUUCCUACUGUGUGUGUGGACAUGGACACAGUGACCAAAAUUAAGAUUGACGCCCAGCCCUAUGUAGAUGCGUACCCUCAGAUCAUGCUGCCAGAACAUUCCCCUUCACAGAGCAACCUCGACUUUGUCCCAGAUCCUUCCGGGAUGGACCUGCUCUCCCCGACCUCGGCCUUCCCCUUCCCCCUGCCUGGUGCAGAGGGUCAGUCUUUACAGAGGCAUCGCUCCACCUCCACCCCCAAUGUGCACAUGAUCAGCACGGUCGGCCCCGUAGGAGUCAUACGAGAGGAAACUCUACGAUACAACAACACAAUAGGACCUGAGCCUUCGCCGAAACUGUCCACCAGCCCCCCCACCUCCCUGGGCUCCCCGGGCAGAAGACCCCCCAAGUCCCCCUCCGAGCACAAGGAACGCAAGCCAUCCUCCUCAGACGACAAAAAGAAAGUGCAACGAGGAGGGAUUCGAGAUUCGAGUUACUACUGGGAGGUGCAGUCCCGGGAGGUGACCAUCCAGAAGAGGAUAGGGUCUGGCUCGUUUGGGACAGUGUACAGAGGAAAGUGGCACGGAGAUGUGGCCAUAAAAAUCCUCAAAGUAACUGAGCCCACACCGGAGCAGCUACAGGCCUUCAAGAAUGAAAUGCAGGUUCUACGGAAAACCCGACAUGUGAACAUCCUGCUGUUUAUGGGCUACAUGACCAAGCCCAACUUUGCCAUUAUCACGCAGUGGUGCGAGGGCAGCAGCCUGUACCGCCACCUGCAUGUCACUGAGACCAAGUUUGACACCAUGAGGAGGAUCGACGUGGCACGGCAGACCGCUCAGGGCAUGGAUUACCUUCACGCCAAGAACAUCAUUCAUCGGGAUCUCAAAUCAAACAACAUUUUCUUGCACGAGGGCUGGACAGUGAAGAUUGGGGACUUUGGUUUGGCCACAGUCAAGUCUCGGUGGAGCGGCUCACAGCAGGUGGAGCAGCCCAGCGGCUCCAUUCUGUGGAUGGCUCCCGAGGUGAUCCGGAUGCAGGACCCAAACCCCUACACAUUCCAGUCGGAUGUUUACGGAUAUGGAGUCGUGUUGUUCGAGCUCAUGUCAGGAACGCUGCCUUAUUCCAAUAUCAACAACAGAGACCAGAUCAUCUUUAUGGUCGGCAGAGGCUUCGUGUCCCCAGAUCUUAGUAAACUGUACAGUACUUCUCCAAAGUCCAUGAAGAGGCUGAUCUCAGACUGUCUCAAGUUCAAAAGAGACGAGAGGCCACUCUUCCCACAGAUCCUGGUCGCCAUAGAGCAGGUGCAGGACAUGCUGCCAAAGAUCGAGCGCAGUCGGUCGGAGCCGUCUCUGCACCGCGCCGUCCACGCCGAGGACCUCAACCCGCUCCUGCUCAACACCACCAGGUUUUUGGCCCUCUAAAGACCCCCUACCACCUGCACAUGCCUCCAGCACCCUGCCCCCAGCACCUGCUGCCCUCAGCACCGGGCACCUACACGGGGUUGCCCCUCUGCGCACACCCCAGAGGAACCAGAGACCCCACCCCUGCACCUGGAGCACUGGGCACUCAAACUCUGUAACAAACUGCAAAUAUUGUUUUUAUAUGAAUGUAGGUCUACUUACAUUGAAUCAAAUGGAGUGAAACGACAAGACUGCGAAAAUGUAAAAGGCACAAUAGUGGAGCUGCUAAGUGUAGUGCAAAAGAGUUUCCAAAAUGACUAGCUCUUCAGGAACCUGGCAUUAAAAUGUUAAAGGUAAAAAUCUUGACUUUUGUUUGCCCAGCAGAGGGUGUAAUAGUACAACUGUUAAGUUCAUGCUGCUUUCUGACCCUAUCUUUGCCUGGCAAGUCCAGAAUGAUAUCGUCCUCUAUUUUUUAUCCAGAGAGGUCACUUCUCCCUCUGUUGCAUCUCGAGCCAGGGCUGAACAUGAUCCUCUUGACACAUGUGAUGCGUCAGAGCUCAUUGGUUACCCAUCAUUCACAAAGUAAACAGCAAGGUCUGUGAUGUUGUUCAGUGUCCUGUGAUAUUUUUUUUCUUCCGUUUUUUUCCUCAUAAGCAGCCAAAUUUGUUCUGAUUCGGAGAGACCAUGCAUGUCCCUGAUUGGCUAAUCCACCUGUCAGUCACACCCAUCUGAUAACAGGAGAUUCACUGGUGACUCACAUCUUCACAUUGGAGAAGUGUAAAUUCUAGAUCCCAGAAUGUUUUUUUAUUGUAAAAGACAGCUCUGAUCAAAACAGCACAAAUUUCAGUUCAAUUUUUAAAAUGAAUUGCAUUUUGAUGCCAGGUCAACAGGGGGCGCUAGUCUGCCGCAAAUCUUUACUUCACAAGAGAAGCUUUACGUUCUACUGUUAAAAAGGAAAAAAAAAAAAAAGGCUGACAAAAUAAAUCCAAAAUUUCAAAGUUGACACAAAUUUCAAGAUCAAAUGUGGAAUUUCAACACCCAAAAUUGUAAGUGACUGCAGAUCAGUAGCUUAUAAUAUUGUUUUAUCACCAGCAUAAACAAUGGCAGUAAGAGGCCAGUACCAGUCCCCAUUGUAGACAUCACAAAACAUUUCGGUAUGUUUUUUUUUUUUUUUUCUUACCAUAUUGAAGAAUAGACUUUUAAGCAUUUACUAUAAUUAAUGUGGUGGGAUCCGUUUUUUGUUUUUUUUUUUAUAAAUGUUCAGUCUUAAUGUAAACAGUUUGUUGUUUUGCUGCUAUUUGAGAUUGAGUUUUGAAAGUUACUGGUCAAUGUGUUUUGUCUAUGGGUUAGUCUUAAAAACAAGAUGAAAAAUAAUUACUGUAGCCAUCUGGACUCAGUUGUCAAUACGGUAAAGGGCUGUCAAUGAUUUUUGUGAUGUUUUUAUUAAUUUAACCAUGACAGAUUUUAUACAGAAAAUUCAUCACUUAUUGUGUCAUUAAUUAAAACAAAUUCCCCUUACAAAACUAUCAAA